AACACAAACUCUUUCAUAAAAAUAAAAUUUGCAAGAAAAGCCACUAUGUUGACUAUGUUUACAAAAAUUUAGACUGACCAUACAUUUUUAUUUUAUCCUACAUACAGGGAAUGAUUGAAAACCUCAUUUCAAGAAAAUAAAAAUUGGAUAUUUUUUAUGUUUUCCACUUAGAGGGUUAUCUGUCUCCCUCUUAUCUUCCACUUGUUGACCUAAUAUGUUCUCCAUUUGGAUAAUAGUCGUCGUUCAUCUCUCCUCAAACGUUCUCACUCAACCUCAUUCACAAAUUCAUCUCCACAACACAGUUACAGUACCGACUCCACCAAUCCCCUCUACAAGUAAUCUCAAUCUCAGUGACAAUGGAUCCAUUCAUGUUGAGAUCCCUUCACUCCAACGAAAGAGUCUUCAUUAAAUCACUAUAUGUGGGAGUGCCAUAUGUUUUUGUCCCGCAAAGGUUUGACGCUCGUUUUGGCCGUGUAAUCAAUGAUACGGUUGAGCUAAAAGACCCUGUUGGAAAUAUUUUCAUAGUUCGCUAUGAUCACAACCCAGGAGAUGCUCGUCUUACCAAUGGUAUUAUGGAGUUGCGAUCUGUUCACGAAAUCCAAACAACACUACAUAUUCAAUUUGUCUACUGUGGUCAAUCAAAAUUUACCAUCAACAUUUACAACUUAUGGCCUCCAGAGAUUGACUACAAGAUUCGUCAGCAAGUGAAUCCUCAAAUGAAUUCAUCUAUUGUUGAUGUCGAAUCGUCUAAUACCAAUGAAACACAUGAUUCUGAUAUGCAUACCGUGAGUGAUGACCAAAACUAUGGGCAUCUUCUUCAGUAUCGAGGCAGUGAUCUGAUGUGGCUUGCUGAUAUUACUAUCAAACACAUUCAUGGCGAGGAACCAAUGUGUACAAAAACGAGCUUUCCCUGACCUGCCUACAGAGGUAAUGGUUAUCCUUCCUGAUGAUACUGUCACGGAAUGGAGUAUAUCCUGGUAUUCUAAGGAUGAGGCCAGCACAUCUACCUGUACCGAGCCUGAGAUGAUAGGUGAGUUGGGUGCUGGAUGGUGUGAUUACUUUAGAGACAAAUAUAAGAGAGAUGGCAAUAGGUCCUGAGUUUUUGAGAUGUUGUUGUUUGAGAUACCUCAAGGGGAUGUUUACCUUUUGUUUGUUGAUCCAGUGUAACUAUACUACUCUUUUCGUGAAUUGUGUUGUCUUCUCUUGUGGAUAGCUUGGCGUUAAAUUCAGACCUUCUUAUGUAAUUGAGAUAAUCGUUUUUUUGUGAACUAUUUGUAGCGUAACU
Molecule: messenger RNA, 1285 nt
Organism: Lotus japonicus
Lineage: Eukaryota; Viridiplantae; Streptophyta; Magnoliopsida; Fabales; Fabaceae
Exons: 4
Coding region: 357-914 (185 amino acids)
Source: RefSeq, a predicted model, not a curated record